Molecule: messenger RNA, 2499 nt
Organism: Oncorhynchus nerka (sockeye salmon)
Lineage: Eukaryota; Metazoa; Chordata; Actinopteri; Salmoniformes; Salmonidae
Product: transcription initiation factor IIB
Exons: 7
Coding region: 761-1648 (295 amino acids)
Biological process (GO): protein acetylation; transcription initiation at RNA polymerase II promoter; RNA polymerase II core complex assembly
Cellular component (GO): transcription preinitiation complex; nucleus
Molecular function (GO): RNA polymerase II core promoter sequence-specific DNA binding; TBP-class protein binding; acetyltransferase activity
Source: RefSeq, a predicted model, not a curated record
GUUUUCUGUGUUUUGCAUCAGUGUCUUUUCAUAUGGGAAAGUGAAAGUUAUUGAUCAAUGGGUGGUGACGGCGAUUAACACGGAGAGACGCUUGUUUCUAAGUGUUUUCCAUCAUAGCCGCCGGAAUGUCCAUUACUGACUUUUAGCUAACCUUCGCUAGCCUACCAAAAACACUAACGUUAUCAAAUCACAAUUUUACACAUUGUCUCGAUCCGCUAUAACGUUAGGUAGCGCAACAUGGUAUCUAACUUCCAAAUCAUGAUGCAAACGCGAGUGUCAAUAAGCAAUGUUUUUAGGGAUGGGUGAUGUCGCAACUUCGCAAGGUGAUGUUGUCUGGCCAGCUCAGCUGGCUAAAUCCAAUUUGCUAGCUACAUUAAUGUAUUUACAGUAGCCGAGUGUCAACGGACACCUAGACAGUGAUUUAAUCAUGAGAAGUCAUUCAGCCAUUGAAUAGAAAAUUGUCACAAGGACACGGAAAGUUGAUUGGGUUGUUUAACCAGCAAUUUAUUUCACUGGCUGUCUCAAAAUAUCUUGUUUUCACGUUUCACUAGCCAAAGGUUCCCACCAAGUCCGUUAGCUAAAUGUUAUGUUUUGGUAUUGUAGAACCGAAUUGGUGUCGAGGAUGAUUUUCUGAAACGCUGGAAGCCCAUUUUUUUGGUCCCAUUGUCCAACGUUUUUUGGCCACAUCACCACAGAAUCAUAAUUUAGUGGAGACGGCCUGGCACUUCCUAAGGUGCAGUGCCCCAACCACCCAGACGCCAUGCUGGUGGAAGACUACAGAGCAGGGGAUAUGAUCUGCCCCGAGUGUGGCCUUGUAGUGGGUGACAGGGUGAUUGACGUCGGCUCAGAGUGGAGGACCUUCACCAAUGAGAAAGCCACCAAAGACCCGUCUAGAGUGGGCGACGCCCAGAACCCACUCCUCAACGGGGGAGACUUGACCACCAUGAUCAGCAAGGGAACAGGCGCGGCUAGUUUUGACGAGUUCGGCAACUCCAAGUACCAGAACCGGCGGACCAUGAGCAGUUCAGACCGUGCCAUGCUUAACGCCUUCAAAGAGAUUACCACCAUGGCCGACCGGAUCAACCUACCAAGGAAUAUCAUAGACCGAACAAAUAACUUAUUUAAGCAAGUGUACGAACAGAAGAGCCUGAAGGGGCGGGCCAACGACGCCAUCGCAUCAGCCUGCCUUUACAUCGCCUGCAGACAAGAGGGCGUGCCUCGGACGUUUAAAGAGAUCUGCGCCGUGUCCCGCAUCUCCAAGAAGGAGAUCGGCCGCUGCUUCAAGCUGAUCCUCAAGGCCCUGGAGACCAGCGUGGACCUCAUCACCACCGGAGACUUCAUGUCCCGCUUCUGCUCCAACCUGGGCCUGCCGAAGCAGGUGCAGAUGGCGGCCACCUACAUCGCCCGGAAGGCCGUGGAGCAGGACCUGGUGCCCGGCAGAAGCCCCAUCUCUGUGGCCGCCGCCGCCAUCUACAUGGCCUCCCAGGCCUCCGCUGAGAAGAAGACCCAGAAAGAGAUCGGAGACAUUGCCGGUGUGGCAGACGUCACAAUCAGACAGUCGUACCGACUCAUCUACCCCCGUGCUGCUGACCUCUUCCCCCCGGACUUCAAAUUCGACACCCCUGUGGACAAACUGCCCCAGCUGUGAAGACCCACUCGCCCCGAUGACACUUUAAAGGUUAUUUUUCUAGUUUUUAAUCUAUUAGCAAUUUUUUCCCCCUUGUUAAUUAACCCUACCCUGGGGCGGCAGGGUAGAGCGUUGGACUAGUAACCGGAAGGUUGCAAGUUCAAACCCCCGAGCUGACAAGGUACAAAUCUGUCGUUCUGCCCCUGAACAGGCAGUUAACCCACUGUUCCUAGGCUGUCAUUGAAAAUAAGAAUUUGUUCUUAACUGACUUGCCUAGUAAAAUAAAGGUCAAAGAUAAAAUAAAUAUAAUAAACGUAAGACUUCAGGCCAUUGUGAAGGCACUUUUUGCAGGAAUACAGACAAGUACAGGACACACAUUCCAAUACUUAAAAAAAAAUGAGAUUGCAAACUGUACUUACAGUAUUUCAUUUGAGUGUAUAUAUACUGUAUAUAUGUCCAAGUGGGAAAAUGUAAUUGGUGCUUGCAAUAUUAGUCUGGUUUCAUACUAUAUACAUUUUCUUUUGUAGGAAAUGCAGGUUCUAUUUUGUUAGCUUGUUUGCUUUGUAUUAAGUAAAUCAAAUGCUUUUCUGAAAAGUGUGUUGAAAACCUCAUGCAUUGAUUAACAUUCAACUUUGUUUACAGAAUGAGAUUUUUUCUGUGUGUUGACUCUAAUAUUGCUUAUGUACCAUUUGGAGUGUUAAGAAACUUUUCUGUAUUACUAAGCUGAAGUUCCAGUACAUUGAGUACAUUGAUCAGUACCUCUCUGGACUUCGAGGACAGCCCAAGUUCAUAUAGUUUCAGCUAGUCUCGUUCCCACUGCCUGGUGUACAGUUGUGGGCCUAGCAUAGCAAAUAAAGCAAGCGUUCAACACA